This is a messenger RNA of Carya illinoinensis, 1359 nucleotides long. Its product is annotated as inositol oxygenase 4-like. Lineage: Eukaryota; Viridiplantae; Streptophyta; Magnoliopsida; Fagales; Juglandaceae. Gene Ontology annotation, biological process: inositol catabolic process. The coding region runs from base 140 to 1129 and encodes 329 amino acids. The record is from RefSeq and is a predicted model, not a curated record. The transcript has 11 exons. Gene Ontology annotation, cellular component: cytoplasm. Gene Ontology annotation, molecular function: iron ion binding; inositol oxygenase activity.
UUUUUUACUUGACUAUAAAUACCUCCCUUACCAACCUGCCUAGCCACAGCCAUUUAUCAGCUUUUCAUUGAUUAGCAUCUUGUCCGAUCGAUCAAUUUCAUUUCUUUUUGAGUUUCAUUGCUCCAGUUUUUUGGGCACAAUGACCAUUACCAUUGAGCAGCCACAGCUUGAAAUAUCACAAGUGGAUCAGGACAAGGAGAUUUCUUCUGAAACAAAGGAUUUGGUGUUGGAUGGUGGAUUUGUGGUGCCUAAAACUGUCCCAAACAAUACUGAAUUGGCAGCAGAAGAUCUUGUUUCAAACAAUGACUUCUUGGCUCCAGAAAUCAAUUCAUUUGGCCACUCAUUCAGAGAUUAUGAUGCAGAAAGUGAAAGGCAAAAGGGUGUGGAGGAAUUCUAUCGCCUGCAACACAUCAACCAAUCAUAUGAUUAUGUGAAGAGAAUGAGAGAGGAGUAUGGGAAAUUGAACAGAGUGGAGAUGAGUAUAUGGGAAUGUUGUGAACUCCUGAACGAGGUCGUGGACGACAGUGAUCCAGACUUGGAUGAACCUCAAAUCAUGCACUUGCUACAAUCGGCUGAGGCAAUCAGAAAAGAUUAUCCAGAUGAAGAUUGGUUGCACUUGACUGCCCUUAUCCAUGAUCUUGGAAAGGUUCUCCUUCUUCCUAGCUUUGGAGGGCUUCCUCAAUGGGCUGUUGUUGGAGACACAUUUCCUCUUGGCUGCGCUUUUGAUGAAGCCAAUGUUCAUCACAAGUAUUUCAAGGAAAAUCCUGAUUACAACAAUCCUGCUUACAAUACCAAGAAUGGAAUUUACACAGAAGGAUGCGGAUUCGACAAUGUGAUGAUUUCAUGGGGCCAUGAUGACUACAUGUACUUGGUGGCCAAGGCAAAUGGAACAACCCUUCCUCCUGCUGCAUUAUUCAUUAUCCGAUACCAUUCUUUUUAUCCUUUGCAUACUGGGGGAGCGUACAAACACCUAAUGAAUGAGGAGGACGCUAAGAAUUUGAAGUGGCUGAAAGUAUUCAACAAGUAUGAUCUUUACAGCAAGAGCAAAGAGAAAAUAGAUGUGGAAAAGGUCAAGCCGUACUAUCUUUCUCUCAUUGAGAAGUAUUUCCCAGCAAAGCUCAGAUGGUGAACCUUCGAGUUUUGUUGCUACCGGAUGGUUAACUAAGGAAAUGGCUGCUACGCGUGAUGAGUGAUGUUUUACUGCAAGUGGAAAUUCAAAAAAGCUGUCUUUUCUUCUGGUGUUAAAGCUGUAUAAGUUGCCUGUCAUUUUAUGUAUUACUUGUCAUUUGGUCGAUCCAAAUUUGUUUCUGCUUCUAUCUGAUAAUCAAUUCGUUAUGAUAUUCAUCUUGGUUUAUCCAA